AUGUGCUUGACAGCAGCUCUAGUUACAGUGUGCGGUUCCCGUGGGAGGAUCAGUGAAAUCAGGAUUCAGCUGGACUAUCUUCACAAUAAGGUGAGGCUUCCCCUUUCCAGAAAGCUGUGUUACGCAGUAGGGGGAGUACCGUAUCAGAUGACCAACAUUGUUAUUGGUUUUUCUCUAAAGAUCUAGAUGUUAGAUGUGGUGCAGAUGGAGGCUUUUUCAGUAUCUCUGAUUCUGUUCAUCAGUCAUGCCUGGGAUGCCGUGACUGAUCCAGUUGUUGGGUAUCUAGUGAGCAGGAGUGCAGGCAGGCUCCUUCCAUGGGCUAUGCUGUCAAUGCCAUUGGCCAUUCUCUCUUACAUCUUCUUUUGGUUCAUACCCCACAAUGCCGGGAUCAGUGUGCCCUGGUACCUAACCAUCAGCUGUUUUUUCAAGACCUUCAUGAGUUGCUACAGUGUUCCAUAACUGUACACAGACCAACAAGACAGAGACUCUGCCACAGCUUACAGGAUGAGUGUGGAGGCGUUUGCUAUGCUGAUGGUGGCUGUGAUUCAGGGUCAGGUGCUGUGGGUGUAUAACAAAGACAGAGAUCAAGCCUGUCUGAGCGUGGACCAAACACUGGAUCUCCCACACAGCACUGCACUGCAUGAAACUUCUUUGUUCUUUAUGAUAUCAGCACUGGUCAUGAGCGCUCUCUUCUUUGUUUGCAGUAUGGUGCUGUUCCUGGGGGUCAAAGAACAAAGAGGGCCUCUCGGUGGUAAGAGUCACAUGCACACUACAUACCUGAAUGCUGUGAAGAAGCUGAUUGGCCAUGUGUCACACCUGCGUCUGGUCCUCGGCUUCCUCUUCUCCACUUUAGCUUUCCAGCUAGGGGAUUAAUACAACAUGUCUUUGGGAAACUUCACACUGUUUUGCACUCACAUUGCUGGCUUGGGAGCUCAGUUCCAGUAUCUCAUGUUAGCCAUACUGGUGUCCGCUACCAUAACGGUGCCAGUGUGGCAGAUGACGCUGGUGAGGCUGGGCAAGAAAACUGCACUUUUUUUUAGGUCUCUCCUCAUUCCAGCUCUGGUGGUCCUAGUUGCCAUGCCACUGACGCCAGAGAACCUUCCCGUGUACAUGGUUCUGUGUGUUUUGGCUAGAUCUAGUUUAGCGGCACUGUUCUUGUGGUCAAUGCUGCCAGAUGUAGUGGAUGAGUUCACUAUUCAGAACCUGUCCUGCAAAAGCCUGGAGCCCCUGUUUUUUUCCUGCUCAAGGUUUUGCAACAAGCUUGGAGGAGGUCUGUCUGCUGGCAUCUCCACUAUGACACUACACUUCACAGGAUAUAAAGCAGGUGCAUGUAGUCAUGCAGAUGGAGUUGUCUUGGCCCUAAAAUUGCUUUUGGCCCCCAUUCCAAUCGCCUUUUUGCUGGUUGGCUUAGUAUUUUUCUAUUUGUACCCAAUUAAUGAAGUACGACGUAAGCAGAUUCAACAAGAUCUCGGAAACACAAGGUCUAACCGUGCCACACUUGCAAGAUUAGAAGAGGAAAGUGUUCCCAUAACUCAAAAAAUCUAUGAUUCCCGUCAUCCUCAAAUCAGGAUGUCAAGUUCCAAUCCUGACAAGAAUCUGCACGGUGCUUAA
Molecule: messenger RNA, 1611 nt
Organism: Carassius carassius (crucian carp)
Lineage: Eukaryota; Metazoa; Chordata; Actinopteri; Cypriniformes; Cyprinidae
Gene: mfsd2al2
Product: major facilitator superfamily domain containing 2a-like 2
Biological process (GO): carbohydrate transport
Cellular component (GO): membrane
Molecular function (GO): symporter activity
Source: RefSeq, a predicted model, not a curated record